Molecule: messenger RNA, 177 nt
Organism: Racocetra persica
Lineage: Eukaryota; Fungi; Glomeromycota; Glomeromycetes; Diversisporales; Gigasporaceae
Source: the annotation of a GenBank genome assembly
UCUCUAAAUGAGACUUUUGCAAAACCUGUGCUCAACCAGAACAUUUCUAUAGAAAUUGCCUUCAAAAUAAAUGCUACCAAUGUGAUCAAUAUAGUUAUAUUAGCAUCAAUUGCCCUCUUGCCUUUAUCAAGUUGGAUAACCAAAGAUACAGAUAUGGAUAUUUCUUUGAUGAAGUGA